Molecule: messenger RNA, 2468 nt
Organism: Cottoperca gobio
Lineage: Eukaryota; Metazoa; Chordata; Actinopteri; Perciformes; Bovichtidae
Gene: plekhb2
Product: pleckstrin homology domain containing, family B (evectins) member 2
Exons: 8
Coding region: 168-842 (224 amino acids)
Biological process (GO): regulation of cell differentiation
Cellular component (GO): membrane
Source: RefSeq, a predicted model, not a curated record
GUAACGGCUCUCACAGGCUGUGCCCGCUCGGAUUUUUGGUUCAGGAUUUUUGAGUCCAAGGAGGGCAUCGUCUUUUACUGUACAUCUCUCUUCCGUGUUUGCUUUCUCUCCUCACGAAAGAUUAAUCUUUUCAUAAAACAUACAAAUAAUCAAGUGUCGCCCCUAAGAUGGCUAUGGUAAAGAGUGGAUGGCUCCAUCGACAAAGUACCAUACUGCGUCGGUGGAAAAGAAACUGGUUUGACCUGUGGGCUGACGGACGACUUGUGUUUUAUAAUGAUCAACAACGGCAUGACAUGGAGGAUGACAUCCACAUGCGGGUCGACUGCAUUAACAUCCGCAACUCUGCUGCAUGUCAAGAGCUGAACCCACCAGAGGGUAAAACACGUGAUGCCUUGCUGCAGAUAGUGUGCAGAGAUGGACGGGUCAUCAGCCUGUGUGCAGACAGUGCCGAUGAUGCUCUGGCAUGGACCAUGGCACUUCAGGAUGCCAGAAUUAAUGCGGUGGUUGCUACACCUCAGAUCGGCUUUGCACAGGAAGUGAUGGCAUCUGCUCCUCCCCCCUACUCAGAAUAUGCUCCCCCACCUCAGCAGGUUUAUGCCCCGGGCCCGUAUGGAGACUAUGUCGCUCCUCCACCACAUGCUACACAGAUUGUAUACUCAGCUGACGGGCAGCCCUACGCUGUAGCUUAUCCUUAUCAGCAACAAGGUGGGUACCCCGCUCCUGGAGUGAACCAUGUUGUUAUUCGGGAACGCCAGCGCGAAGACGGAGGAGAUGUGGCCUUUGGCAUGCUCGCUGGAGCGGCAACUGGUUUGGCACUCGGCUCUCUCUUCUCCGUCUUCUAGUGUCGUGAUUAAUAUACAUCUAGUAGCACACCCCGUCCCCCGUAUUAGCAGCAUUCGGCUUCUUUUCUGUGCCAUCACAUGAGCCGGAGUAAAAUGUGUCUGUUGGGCUACUUUCAUCUAUGAAGCAUGAUUGUGAUGGGCAGUGAUUUACUCCUUCUGCGUUCUAUAUAUAUAUAUAUAUAUACACAGUAAAUACUGUUAGCACUUUAUGCUGCCCUGUGUGGCAUAUUCCCAUCCCCUUUGUGUUGUCUGAAUAUGAUGUUCUUAACCAAAAAAUACAACAAUUACUCACUUUUUAAGUUAUUUAAAUGACAGCUACUCCUUUUAUGUACUGUACAUUUCAGGUCCUCACUUUUUUUUCAAGGUUGUUUCUGUUUAAUGGAGCACAUUUGUCGUUCAUAUUUGCAGAAUUAUCUUAAUAGCCGUCAAUGUGUUUUCUUUUUUAAAUUUUUUUUUAUAAUACAGGUUUUGUUGUCACCUGUGUGUACUGUACCUUUACUUUGUUUUGCAUGUAUUAUUUGUCUGUUUUGGUUGAGAAUAUGCAGCGUUUCUUCAGCUCUUCAGGUUGUUUGUGGUGGAGGCAGGCUGAGAUGAGAGUUGUGUAAAAGAGAAGCGCACACACACGAAGCAAUAAUCACUUACAUUGUAGUAUUUUUGAGGUAAACAUUUGGUGGAAUCUGGUUGUGAUGGAUGUCUGAUGUUGUCACCACCACAAAUAAAUCUGUGUCUGAAGGAAACGCCGGCAUUUACACGAUGUGCUUUGAAGUGAAAAGGGACGUCACUCCUCCUGACUCGUAUGUGCAUGCAAUAUGUAUGGAAAUGUUUCUAUUGGCAGCUGUUGAACCAUACUCUUCAUUCAUUUGAAGUUAUGUUUAGUUUUUCGUUUCAGUAGGCUCGGUGUGAUGUGCACAAAUACCAAUCAGUCUCUUGAGAUUCAGUUGCAUUUCAAUUGGCCUGGACUUGGAAUUUUCACUCCAAAUGGCUUAAACAUGGUCAGAUAUUUCCCAUUAUUCAUGUUAUUAUGACAUUAUGCAUUUAUUCACUUUGAAACAGCAGCUUGUGCUCAAUAGAAAACAAAUGUUGCCCUGCUCUUCAAAGAUCCUGCAUAUAUUUAUCAAUGAUACUAACUGAAGAGUUAUUUAAGACUUGUAUUUACAAACUAUUUCAUUUGAGCAAGUUAUAAGCUUGUGCAAGCAGCGUAACGUUGAUGUCAUUUUUCUACACAUCUUAAAGGGUUUUAAGAUGUGAAUUUAACGUGUUAAAUUUAUCCUAUCAAACAUACUAAUUCAAGUUUGAUCGACCCUUUGUUUAGAAUACAAUUAUACAUAUAUAUAUGACAGUUAACUAAGAGAUGUAUUUUAACAAUUAAAUAUAUUCACAAAGUUAAUAAUGAAUCCUGUUGUUUUUGUUUUGAGUUAUUUAUUUCACCCUGAGACUUUCGUUCACAGAACAUGUCGUGUAGGAUACAACAAAAGUGCAAAUGGCCACAAUAACCAGUUUCAUCUAUUCAACCAGUAAGUAACCAAUAAACCCCCAAAGACACUUUAAAAAAAGACACAUUUCAAACCCACUGAGCAUAUUGACAGGAUCUAUAACUAAAUCAGAACAUAACAUAAGUGUAGAAAA